AUGACCAAGCGCGUAGGUCAUUUGUUGUCAAUAAGGCUGUGUACCGCGCAACUGGAGACAAGUCUCUGCGCCGCGUACCCGAAAGAGUCGAGGAGCAAAGAAGUCAAGACCAUCGCCAUCGCCCUCUCAGCCAUCACCUUUCCAGCUGUUGCACUGCGGUGCUUCUCGAGAUGGAAGACCACCCAUCGGCUGUGGUGGGACGACUGGGCAGCAGUGUUUGCAACGAUACUGCUCGCCGGACUGGCGGGUAUCGAAAUUGCAAGUGCUGACUUGGGAUUCGGAACGCACUACUGGAACGUCGAACUCGCCUCGGGCACAAAGUUGAUUCAGCUUUUCUACGUGGUACAAAUGCUUUACAUCCUGAUCCAGGUCUUCGCGAAAAUUUCGAUCCUGCUAUUCUUCUCUCGCAUCUUCCCGGCACGAUGGUUCCAGCUCACGGUUCGAUACUUCAUCGUUUUCUUACUGCUCCACGGCCUCAUCUUUCUGUUGGUCAUCAUCUUCCAGUGUACGCCUAUUUCGUCGACCUGGGACAGAAGCAACCCGAACCGCAAGUGUCUGAACGUGACGGCCAUUGGGUACGCUGGGGCUGUUUUCAGCAUCAUCGAGGACCUUGUCAUAUUGGUCCUACCGAUCCCUGAGUUGGUGAAACUCCAACUCAACAUCCGAAAGAAGAUUGCACUGGGCUUCAUGUUCAGUCUGGGGUCAUUACUCAAGUACCUGGUCAUGUUUUCGAGCACGUUCGAUACAACAUGGGACAACGUCGACAUUGUGAUUUGGUCCAUCGUCGAGGAGUUCUGCGCCAUUCUCUGUGCAAGUCUGCCAGCUCUACGGCCGUUGCUCCAGAGGGUUCCUCAACUCUUCACCAGCAGAAAGGAAACGACAAAAACUGCCAGCACAGCACAGUCUAGGCGCUCAAUACUCAACCUUGGAAAGGACAAAUUUCACGAGCUUUCCGAGACGCCGUUCGAAGAGGACCUGCCGCCGACGCCGAUAGACAUUGCCGACCAGAUGGCCGCAAAAGCCGACGGGAAGCGGCAAGUCAUCUUCGCGAAGGACAAAGAGAUGAACUUGCGUGCCGACUUCGAGUUGCAAGACGUAGGAACAGGGAAGAAGUGGCAGAAGAACGUGAAUGGGAGGUUCUGA
This is a messenger RNA of Colletotrichum spaethianum, 1143 nucleotides long. RefSeq names its product satratoxin biosynthesis SC1 cluster protein 4. NCBI's taxonomy places the organism in Eukaryota, Fungi, Ascomycota, Sordariomycetes, Glomerellales, Glomerellaceae. The record is from RefSeq and is a predicted model, not a curated record. Bases 1 to 1143 code for a protein of 380 amino acids. The transcript has 4 exons.